Molecule: messenger RNA, 1155 nt
Organism: Patella vulgata (common limpet)
Lineage: Eukaryota; Metazoa; Mollusca; Gastropoda; Patellidae
Product: potassium voltage-gated channel subfamily KQT member 5
Exons: 7
Coding region: 2-1066 (354 amino acids)
Biological process (GO): transmembrane transport; potassium ion transport
Cellular component (GO): membrane
Molecular function (GO): voltage-gated potassium channel activity
Source: RefSeq, a predicted model, not a curated record
CAUGGUGAUUGUGUGCCUUGUUUUAAGUGUUUUGGCUUCCAUUCAUGAAUUUGAAAAAUUACUUAGCUGUUAUGUGAUGUAUACUGAGAUUAUUAUGUUGUUGUGGAUAGCAUCAGAGUUUAUUUUACGUUUGUGGGCAGCAGGUUGUCGGUCGAGAUAUCAGGGACUUCGGGGUAGAAUGAGAUUCUUUAAAAGACCAUUAUGUAUUAUAGAUUUUAUAUUGGUGUUAGCAAGUAUAACCACGUUAAUUAUUGGUGGUACUCAGGACAUGUUUGCUACAUCCUCCCUGCGUGGAUUACGUUUCUUCCAAAUUUUACGUAUGGUGAGGAUGGAUAGAAGAGGAGGAACGUGGAAACUUCUCGGCUCUGUUGUCUGGGCUCAUAGACAGGAACUUAUUACUACAUUAUAUAUCGGAGUAUUGGGGCUGAUAUUUUCUUCCUUCCUGGUUUAUCUGGUAGAGAAAGAUGCUUUAGGUCAAGGCAUUGGCAAAGACGGUGGACCAAUCAAAAAAUUUUCCAGUUUUGCAGACGCUCUUUGGUGGGGUGUGGUAACAUUAUGUACAGUUGGUUAUGGUGAUGUGGUGCCAACAACCUGGGCUGGUAAACUAAUAGCAUCAUUCUCAGCCAUUCUGGGUAUCUCAUUCUUCGCUCUUCCAGCAGGUAUCCUAGGUUCAGGUUUUGCUUUGAAAGUUCAACAGCAGCAGAGACAAAAACAUUUGAACAGACGUCGAAUUCCAGCAGCCAUGUUGAUUCAGAGUUUAUGGCGUUGCUAUGCAGCAGACGAACAUUCCAUGUCAGUUGCCACGUGGAAGUGUCACAUGGUACCAUUACCAAGUCCAUCAGUAGAAAGAGAACGGCCAUGGAAAAACCAAGCUUCAUUCGUCAGUAGAUUUUCAACCAAACGUAGAGACCGUUCAUCCACACACAACUCUUCUCUAAAUCAUCGCGAGAGUAUGAUUGGUGCUCAAUCACCCAUGAUUCCCCGUCAGAACAGUGCACGACGCGUCACCACUUCCUCCAUGGGUGGAGGACCAGAGGAAGAUGUUCCGGAUGCACUUCAGAGGUAGAAAAAUAUGUUUUUUCUUUUACUUUUGUUUUUGUGAUGGAGUGUAAUAUUGGCACUGCUUUCGUGCAUUCAGCUUGUGUGCACAAAUGA